AAUUUGUUUCCUUAUUUCUUGGAGCUGUAGACUUCUAAUACAUCUAGAGAUGUCAUAUAGUUGAUUAGAAAGUUGAGUUCAGCGGGUGCAGACCUGCAAGAUCAUACUCUUCCUCCUGUACAUGAUGUAUCGGACGGUGGGAUUUGGCACCCGAAGCAGAAAUCUGAAGCCGUGGAUGAUUGCCGUCCUCACUGUGCUGUCCCUGACAGUGGUGGCAGUGACCAUAGGUCUCCUGGUUCACUUCCUAGUAUUUGACCAAAAAAUGGAGUACUAUCAUGGCUCUUUUAAAAUUUUAGAUCCACAAAUCAAUAACAAUUUUGGACAAAGCGACACAUAUCAACUUAAGGACUUACGAGAGACGACCGAAAAUUUGGUGAGUCAGGUGGAUGAGAUAUUUAUAGAUUCGGCCUGGAAGAAAAACUAUAUCAAGAACCAAGUAGUCAGACUGACUCCAGAGGAAGACGGUGUGAAAGUAGAUGUCGUUAUGGUGUUCCAGUUCCCCUCUACUGAACAAAGGGCAGUAAGAGAGAAGAAAAUCCAAAGCACCUUAAAUCAGAAGAUAAGGAAUUUAAGAGCCUUGCCAAUAAAUGCCUCAUCAGUUCAAGUUAAUGCAAUGAGCUCAUCAACAGGGGAGUUAACUGUCCAAGCAAGUUGUGGUAAACGAGUUGUUCCAUUAAACGUCAACAGAAUAGCAUCUGGAGUCAUUGCACCCAAGGCGGCCUGGCCUUGGCAAGCUUCCCUUCAGUAUGAUAACGUCCAUCAGUGUGGGGCCACCUUGAUUAGUAAUACAUGGCUUGUCACUGCAGCACACUGCUUCCAGAAGUACAAAAAUCCACAUCGAUGGACUGUUAGUUUUGGAACAAAAAUCAACCCUCCCUUAAUGAAAAGAAAUGUCAGGAGAUUUAUUAUCCAUGAGAAGUAUCGCUCGGCAGCAAGAGAGUACGACAUUGCUGUUGUGCAGGUCUCCUCCAGAGUCACCUUUUCGGAUGACAUACGCCGGAUUUGUCUGCCAGAAGCCUCUGCAUCCUUCCAACCAAACUUGACUGUCUACAUCACGGGAUUUGGAGCACUUUACUAUGGGGGUGAAUCCCAAAAUGAUCUUCAAGAAGCCAGAGUGAAAAUCAUAAGUGAUGAUGUCUGCAAGCAACCACAGGUGUAUGGCAAUGAUGUAAAAUCUGGAAUGUUCUGUGCCGGAUAUAUGGAAGGAAUUUAUGAUGCCUGCAGGGGUGAUUCUGGGGGACCUUUGGUCACAAGGGAUCUGAAAGAUACCUGGUAUCUCAUUGGAAUUGUGAGCUGGGGAGAUAACUGUGGUCAAAAGGACAAGCCUGGAGUCUACACACAAGUGACUUAUUACCGAAACUGGAUUGCUUCAAAAACAGGCCUCUAAUUCACCAUAAAAGUUAAACAAAGAGAGCUGUAUGCAGGUCAUAUAUGCAUGAGAAUUCAACUAUUUAGUGGGUGUAGUACAACAAAGUGAUAUUAAAUUACUGGAUCUAGCAAUAUGAAACGCACAACAUAAGUUAUUUAGAAUCACUUUAAUCAACCAAUAAUCCUUAGCCAAUUUGUAAGGGACUUUUAUUUAUAAAGUAAUGAAUCUGGCUUGAAAAACACAGUAGAGAUACUUAGCUCUUUAAAUCACGAAUGUUGAAGGACCAGUGAGACUCAACAUAUGUUUUUGAAGAUAGUCCGUGGGAUUUUCAGAAUGUCGUUGUCAAGGGUCUCCUUUUAACUGAGAAACUUUUUGAACUCACAGAGUGUUCAAGAAACCCUUGUAUAAUUCCCUACAUUUCUCUCGAGCUCACAAAUACUUUUUUUUCUUUUUCCUUAUUCAAUCAGAUUUUCCAAAGUACCUUUCCACCAUAAGAAAUGAAUUUUCUACUUCUACACCCAUUUAAGAGACACCAAUAAAAGAAAGUCAUAUGUAGGAAACAAAGUCUGAUAGUAAAACAAGCCAGAGAUCUUCUAGCUUUUUUUUAGUUAUAAAACCUCUAAUUUUUUGGUGACUUUUCUACACACACACACACACACAGUCACAUAGAUAUUCCUAUCCUACAGAUAUAACCAGAAAAAUCCCGAUUAACGAAUGAUAUAUAGAUAGAUAGAGUGAUUAGUUAAUCAAAACUAUAUAUUUGUUAACAAUUUGGGAGAAGGUGAUGGUAAUUUCAUGAGUAGUCCCAAAACACAGGCACAAGAAAUUUGACAUUUCAUAGAUGCACUUACAUAUUUUGACCACAAGGGGGAAAUUUUGUGCAUUAUUACUGUACGGUUAAAUGCCUGAAAAAAAAAAGAAUUUACUAAUACCUUGAAAAAUCAAAGAACAUCGUCUUCCUCUGUAGCAAGAAAAAUUUUAUGCCCUUGCAUUACUACAGACAAAUAGCUUAUAAGGCUUAUGGCAAUGUCCAAACUAUUGCAAUCAUAAAACCCUAGUUUUAG
Molecule: messenger RNA, 2433 nt
Organism: Nomascus leucogenys (northern white-cheeked gibbon)
Lineage: Eukaryota; Metazoa; Chordata; Mammalia; Primates; Hylobatidae
Source: RefSeq, a predicted model, not a curated record